Xiphophorus maculatus (southern platyfish) is the source of this 1559-nucleotide messenger RNA. RefSeq names its product cysteine rich with EGF like domains 2 (gene creld2). The transcript has 9 exons. Gene Ontology annotation, molecular function: calcium ion binding. The coding region runs from base 198 to 1355 and encodes 385 amino acids. NCBI's taxonomy places the organism in Eukaryota, Metazoa, Chordata, Actinopteri, Cyprinodontiformes, Poeciliidae. The record is from RefSeq and is a predicted model, not a curated record.
GCAUCUCUUUUUUUCUACAACCGGCAUGUAAAUACUACUUAGCUGCGCUUUGCAUAGAUACAAUUAUCUUAGGUUUGAUGUUAGGAAUAGCUCUUUUAAAUAUAUCCGACCGUUACAGAACAUUAUAGCUAGGUGUAAACCAGUUAGUGAAGAGUGCUACUGUCAUGAUAGCGUGAUUGAGUCUGUUUGGGUGAGAGAUGCUGUCCCCCUGCCUUCCACAGCUGCGACUCAUCUCCUGCUCCAUUCUUCUUAUUUUGCUUUUUCAAGCCGGCGACACCAAGAGAGAUUUAAAAAGCGCCUGCAGCACCUGCCAGCAAAUUACUGAGAACUUCAACAAGGGCUAUGAUAGAACAGCAAAGCAGAACUUUGGAGGAGGCAACACAGCAUGGGAGGAGAGAAAACUGUCCAAGUAUGAGACAAGUGAGAUUCGCCUGAUGGAGAUCUUGGAGGAUCUGUGUGACAGCAGCAGCUUUGAGUGCAACCGUAUGGUGGAGGAACACGAGGAGCAGUUUGAGACCUGGUGGUUUAAAAAGAAAACCAAACAUCCAGAUCUGCAUAAAUGGUUUUGCAUAGACACCAUCAAGGUCUGUUGUCCAAAGGGAACAUUUGGACCUGAUUGCAAUGCUUGUCUAGGGGGCUCGGAGAGGCCGUGUCAUGGAAACGGGGUGUGUGACGGCGACGGGACCCGCGGAGGCAACGGGAAGUGCAGCUGCGACCACGCCUAUAAGGGGGAGUUCUGCUUAGACUGCGUCGAUGGGUAUUUCAACCAAGUCAGAAACGAUACCUUCUCUUUGUGUACAGGUAAACUUUUGGCAAACUUGUAUAGGAAGCGACACGGUUCAGUGAAUUGGUCAAUGAUUCAGGGUUUACAUCCUGCCACAGAGUGCGACACGUCGUGCAAGACCUGCACCGGCGCAACCAAUCAGGACUGUGACGAGUGCAAGGAGGGCUGGGAGAAGGAUGACCAAGAAGCUUGUGUCGAUGUGAACGAGUGUGCCAAAGAGCCUUCACCGUGCAAAGAGGAUCAAUACUGCCUUAAUGCUGAAGGUUCCUACUCCUGCAAUGGUUGUGACGAGGCGUGCACCGGCUGCACUGGAGGUGGUCCUGAUGAGUGCCAGGCUUGUGCUGAAGGAUACAAGGAUGUAGAAGGAACCUGCACUGAUAUUGAUGAAUGUUCACAGUCGGAGCCUGCAUGUGUGAAGGAGAACCAGGAGUGUGUCAACAAUAAAGGCAGCUUCAUCUGCAUCUGCUCCAGUGGCUAUGAGGAGGAAGAUGGCGAGUGUGUCCAACAGAGUGAUGAAAAGGAGGAGUCUGAAGCAUCGGAGACGACUCCAGGGCCACAUGGGGAGCUCUGAUGUUGAAACUUGGACCCGUAUAUGAACGAACUGAACCUCAUGCCUUUUUUUCUUUUUUUUUUUUUAACUUGACCGCAAUCAAUAUACCACAUGUUUUCAAAACCCACCAGUGUUUUCCAGCAGUGGAAUUGGACAGAAACAGGACAUUUUAUGCCACUGUUCAUUUGUUUUAAUAAAGUUGUUUCAAUAAACGUGAAUAAUGUU